Molecule: messenger RNA, 1041 nt
Organism: Rubroshorea leprosula
Lineage: Eukaryota; Viridiplantae; Streptophyta; Magnoliopsida; Malvales; Dipterocarpaceae
Source: the annotation of a GenBank genome assembly
UUUUUUGUGUUUGCAAUCUGGACUUUACAGGAUUCAUUAUUUUCCUUGUUGUAAUUUGGCUUCUGCAAGAAUAUACAAAAGUCCGUAUUCUACGUUACGUCAUUCUCUUCAUUGGUGUUAUGAACAGUUUGUUUUCAGUCUAUGACAUUUAUGAUGAUCUGAUAUCUCGAAGGGUCAACUCCAGUGAUGCCGAGAAGUUUGCCGAUCUUUGCCCUUGUCCUUGCAAUGGGGUCGGAUGGGGAGUUAUAUGGGGAAUGAUAUCCUUUGUAUUUCUUUGUGGAGCCAUGUAUCUUGGACUUGUCAUCUUAUCUUGAGGUACAACCUGCUUCAACAAUGCAUUUAUUGUUGUUACUGGAAAUGAUAGAAAAAUUGAUUAAUUGUUAUACGGACUAUUGAAAAGUUGAAUUGUAAUUGUGAAAAUGAGGAACGAAUUAGUUGUUAACAACCAUGAGUCACCAUCAUUAAACUCAAAACUCUGUAGUCUGAAGUCAUCUUGGUGACAUUCUUUUGUUGAGCAAAUGUCUGGCUUAAUGUUUGAUGAAAUGAUGAUUCACUCUCAGGAAUAAUUGCUCUUAACUAUUAACUUCUCAUCUGUACAAAAACAGUAGGAAACUGGAGAGGAUACAGUGUUGUGACUGAUAUACUAAUAUAGGGGCAAGUUCCACAAUUCAAGUCUAUUUAUGUCUGCUAUCAGAUUUUAAUGAAAUUUUGUGGUACAGUUUAUUGUUUUCACUUCUCAGAAUUAUGUUGCUUUUGCAUGUUUCAUUCAUCUCAGGUUCUUGGAUAAGUUUCAAAUUCAUCUGGAUUUAGCAGAGCACAGAGUUGUCAGAUUCUUUGGUAUAUGCUGAAUGAUGCAUAUCAUAUUGUAUCAGAACAUUGUAAUUUGAUUCAUGUCACUGCUAGUGUUCUGUUGCACUGGCAGCUUGGCUUUAUUCUUUUAACCCCUUCCAUCUGGGGUUACAUCUCAUUUAAGAUCAGAUGUAAACUGAUACUGAUGUAUUCUGCUCUUGAUUAAUUGAGAUAUAAAAGUGACCCAAUUUU